AUGUCGAAACACCCACCUGCCCGAACGCAGCGUCGCCUACAGGACAACGGGCCGACUGCCGGUCAACAGAAACGUCCCCUCCAGCGCAGUUACCGCCGGUCUCAGUUGCAGUUGUCACCGCAGGCUCCAGUGCAGUUUGUUCACCGCAGGCUCCAGUGCAUUCGUCACCCGCAGGCUCCAGUGCAGUUGUCACCGCAGGCUCCAGUGCAUUCGUCCCCGCAGGCUCCAGUGCAGUUGUUUUCACCGCAGGCUCCAGUGCAUUCGUCACCGCAGGCUCCAGUGCAGUUGUCACCGCAGGCUCCAGUGCAUUCGUCACCGCAGGCUCCAGUGCAGUCACCGCAGGUUCCAGUGCAGUUGUCACCGCAGGCUCCAGUGCAGUCACCGCAGGUUCCAGUGCAGUUGUCACCGCAGGCUCCAGUGCAGUCGUCACCGCAGGCUCCAGUGCAGCCACCGCAGGCUCCAGCACAGUCACCGUCGCAGGCUCCAGUGCAGUCACUGGUGCAUUCUCUGGUGCAGGCACAGUCUCCUCUGCAGUCUUUGCUACAAUCUCCAACGUUGGAACCACCGCAGUCUCGUCCGUCUGACCCUCCUGGUCCUGUCUAGCCG
Leucoraja erinaceus (little skate) is the source of this 606-nucleotide messenger RNA. RefSeq lists its product as uncharacterized. Bases 1 to 603 code for a protein of 200 amino acids. The transcript is spliced from 2 exons. NCBI's taxonomy places the organism in Eukaryota, Metazoa, Chordata, Chondrichthyes, Rajiformes, Rajidae. The record is from RefSeq and is a predicted model, not a curated record.